Messenger RNA from Piliocolobus tephrosceles (Ugandan red Colobus), 789 nucleotides. RefSeq names its product indolethylamine N-methyltransferase (gene INMT). The record is from RefSeq and is a predicted model, not a curated record. Gene Ontology annotation, cellular component: cytosol. The transcript is spliced from 3 exons. Lineage: Eukaryota; Metazoa; Chordata; Mammalia; Primates; Cercopithecidae. Gene Ontology annotation, molecular function: amine N-methyltransferase activity; N-methyltransferase activity.
AUGGAGGGUGGCUUCACUGGGGGUGAUGAGUACCAGAAGCACUUCCUGCCCAGGGACUACUUGGCCACUUACUACAGCUUCGAUGGCAGCCCCUCACCCGAGGCUGAGAUACUGAGAUACCUGGAAUGUUUCCACAAGACCUUCAGCCCUGGAGGCCUUCAAGGGGACACGCUGAUUGACAUUGGCUCAGGCCCUACCAUCUACCAAGUUCUCGCUGCCUGUGAGUCCUUCUGAGACAUCACUCUCUCCGACUUUACCAACCACAACCGGGAGGAGCUGGAAGAGUGGCUGAAGAAGGAGCCGGGGGCCUAUGACUGGACCCCGGUGGUGAAAUUCGCCUGUGAGCUGGAAGGAAACAGCGGCCGUUGGGAGAAGGAGGAGGAGAAGCUGCGGGCAGCAGUGAAGCGGGUGCUCAAGUGUGAUGUCCACCUGGGCAACCCGCUGGCCCCUGCUGUGUUGCCCCCCACCGACUGCGUGCUCACCCUGCUGGCCAUGGAGUGUGCCUGCUGUAGCCUUGAUGCCUACCGCACUGCACUGUGCAACCUUGCCUCACUGCUCAAGCCGUGUGGCCACCUGGUGACCACGGUCACGCUUCAGGUCUCAUCCUACAUGGUGGGGAAGCGUGAAUUUUCCUGCGUGGCCCUGGAGAAGGAGGAGGUGGAGCAGGCUAUCCUGGAUGCUGGCUUUGACAUCGAACAGCUCCUACAGAAUCCCCAGAGCUACUCUGUCACCAGUGCUACCAGCUCUGGGGUCUGCUUCAUUGUGGCUCGCAAGAAGCCUGGGCCCUGA